AGGCAUACGUAUAUAAAUAAUGAAGUAAUAUAUAUAUAUAUAUAUUUUAAAAAAAGACAAGACGCAAGAGGCAACUCCCAAGGCGGAAAGCAAAAAAGGUCACCCAUACCUAGGGACUCGGGAGAAACGUUGACACUCACACGGGCGCUGUCUCUGUUGUCAUCGAUUCGGGGAAAGGACCACGGACGCAGCAACCUUUCGCUUUCCUUAGGGGCCUUGGAUUCCUUCAAGAAAAACCGACCGAUCGGGGCUUUACGGCGGGAAAGUGGCGCCUAGCAAACCCCGGGGAAUUUGGAAACGGAGGUUUGACAAGUCGCGGACCCUUCCGCUAAGCUAAAGGCACGCUCGCCCGGCCACCCCCCCACCCCCGGCGCUUUUCUUCGCCUGCAGCCACUGGGAAUUAUCUCGUUCUCUUCCCCCAAGGGAUUUCCAGAUCGUCGAUUUUUUAAGCUGCCUUGGGAAGCCUUUUCUGUGCCUCCGGGAAUUAAGUGGCUUUUCUCUCCUUUCCUGCGGUUGGAGCGAGAAAGAGCGAAGCGCAAGGGAGAACUGUAGCUGGCAAGCAAAAAAGCCAAGAAGGGGAGGGGGGAGAAGUUGUUCCUUGAGACUAAUUCAUCUUUUCGUUUUAAAACAUCGCCUCCCCAAGAGCUGUCAGUCAUCCAAAGGGCGUCUCUAAGACCGCAUCGACUGGAGAAGGAAAACGAGAGGAGGAAGGGACUUGAGACGCGUGCGUCUCCUUCCUAAUUUCCUUCCAGCCAGUCCUGGCGAAGUCGGCCAGCCCAUCUCCUUGACAGGCGCUGUUUUCUGUCGCUGUCCGAUAAGAGGAAACCCCCCACAUUUCUCUCUUUCUCUCUCUUCCGAUAGCACCCCCACAAAAUGGGAGGUCAGUCUACGCUGACUCUAUUUGUCUUAUGCGUGCUUCAGUUUCCCUGCCAGGUCUGGACCUCCGGCGUGUUCGAGCUGAAGCUGCAGGAGUUUGUCAAUAAGAAGGGCCUGCUGGGCAACCGCAACUGCUGCCGGGAGGGCCUCCCCAGCGGCGGCGGCGGCGGCGGCGGCGGCGCUUCAUCGGCGGCCGGCUUGCAACAGUGCGACUGCAAAACCUUCUUCCGCGUCUGCCUCAAGCACUACCAAGCCAGCGUCUCCCCGGAGCCGCCCUGUACCUACGGCAGCGCCGUCACUCCGGUGCUGGGCGCCAACUCGUUCGUCGUGCCGGAGAACGCCGCCAGCAGCGAUCCCUUUUUCAGCAACCCGAUCCGUUUCCCUUUUGGUUUCACCUGGCCGGGCACUUUCUCUCUCAUCAUUGAAGCUCUGCACACCGAUUCUCCUGAUGACCUCAACACAGAGAACCCAGAGCGUCUCAUUAGCCGCCUGGCUACCCAGAGGCAUUUGACGGUUGGGGAAGAAUGGUCCCAGGACUUGCACAGCAGUGGACGCACUGACCUCAAGUAUUCCUACCGUUUUGUGUGCGAUGAGCACUACUACGGGGAAGGCUGCUCUGUCUUCUGUCGCCCCCGGGACGAUGCCUUUGGGCACUUCACGUGUGGAGAGCGUGGGGAGAAGGUCUGCAAUCCAGGCUGGAAGGGGCAGUACUGCACUGAAUCUAUUUGCUUGCCUGGAUGUGAUGAGCAGCAUGGAUUUUGUGACAAGCCUGGGGAAUGCAAAUGCAGAGUUGGUUGGCAAGGGCGUUAUUGUGAUGAAUGCAUCCGCUACCCAGGUUGUCUUCAUGGUACGUGUCAACAGCCAUGGCAAUGCAACUGUCAGGAAGGCUGGGGUGGACUUUUCUGUAACCAGGAUCUCAAUUACUGUACGCACCACAAGCCUUGCAAGAAUGGUGCCACUUGUACCAACACUGGCCAAGGGAGCUACACAUGUUCUUGCCGUCCUGGUUACACUGGUUCCAACUGUGAGAUUGAAAUCAAUGAAUGUGAUGCCAAUCCUUGCAAGAAUGGAGGAAGUUGUACUGAUCUUGAAAACAGCUAUUCCUGUUCUUGUCCACCUGGGUUCUAUGGUAAAAAUUGUGAGCUGGGGGCCAUGACUUGUGCUGAUGGACCCUGCUUCAAUGGAGGGCGAUGUACAGACAACCCUGAAGGUGGUUACAGCUGCCGCUGCCCAGUGGGCUAUUCUGGAUUUAACUGCGAAAAGAAGAUUGACUAUUGCAGUUCCAGUCCCUGUGCAAAUGGAGCUCAGUGUGUCGAUCUUGGGAACUCCUACAUAUGCCAAUGUCAAGCUGGCUUCACUGGAAGACACUGUGAUGAUAAUGUGGACGAUUGUGCUUCUUUUCCUUGUUUCAACGGGGGGACCUGCCAAGAUGGAGUGAAUGAUUAUUCUUGCACCUGUCCCCCAGGAUACAGUGGAAAGAACUGUAGCACACCUGUCAGCAAGUGUGAACACAGCCCUUGUCAUAAUGGGGCUACGUGCCACGAGAGAAACAACCGCUAUGUGUGUGAGUGUGCUCGCGGAUAUGGGGGCCUUAACUGCCAGUUUCUCCUUCCUGAACCACCUCAAGGGGCAGUCAUAGUUGAUAUCACAGAGAAAUACACUGAAAGACAGAGUUCUCAGUUUCCUUGGAUUGCGGUGUGUGCCGGCAUUAUUCUGGUCCUAAUGCUCUUGCUGGGCUGUGCUGCCAUUGUUGUCUGCUUCCGACUAAAGGCACAGAAAAGGCAGCACCAGCCGGAUGCAUGCAGAAGUGAAUCUGAAACCAUGAACAACUUGGCCAAUUGUCAGCGGGAGAAGGACAUUUCUAUCAGUGUCAUUGGUGCCACCCAGAUAAAGAACACCAACAAGAAAGUAGACUUCCACAGCGAUAACGCUGACAAAAAUGGCUACAAAGCCAGAUACCCAUCCGUGGAUUACAAUUUGGUUCAUGAACUGAAGAACGAGGACUCUGUGAAAGAGGAACACAGCAAAUGUGAGGCUAAAUGUGAAACAUUUGAUUCUGAGGCAGAUGAAAAAAGCGGCGGACAGCUAAAGAGUGAAGCAUCUGAAAGGAAACGGCCAGAAUCAGUGUAUUCCACUUCAAAAGACACAAAGUACCAGUCGGUGUAUGUCAUAUCAGAAGAGAAAGAUGAAUGCAUCAUAGCAACAGAGGUGUAAAGGAAAGACGAUAUGGCAAAAUUGUUGUUUUUAAACAAUUUUCAAAGGUGAUAUGCCCCAAUGAAUGCUGCUGAACAAGGAAAAGGAGAAAGAUUUCUUCACUGACUGCUGCUGAGAAACUAAAUUCAGACUGAGCUGGUUCUCUACUGAAGUUAGCAAAAGUGACUGCAAAUAAUACAUGGUGGACACGAGGCCAGGGUCUGUGUUCAAAGAUACCUGUUGCACUGCCUUUUAUGAAUAUUUAUCAUUGCACUAUGGUCAGUUGCUUUUUUUUCUAUAUAUAUUUAAAUGGACAGACUUAAUUUCCUACAUAAGAAGCAUGCACUGCCUGAAGUGUAUAUUUUGGAUUCUUAUGAGCCAGUCGUUUCUUGAAUUAGAGAUACAGACACUGCCUUUAUUGUCCUUUUUUAUACUAAACUGUGUUUUUUUAUUAGGUGGGGGAAAGUGUGUUAUUUUUUUUAAUCUGUAAAAAUUAUUUUCAGGAUAUUUGUAAAGCUUGAGUAUUUUGUGAUGUUUCUUUUUCAUAAUUUAAUUUUUUUUGGUAAAUAUGUACAAAGGCACUUCGGGUCUAUGUGACUAUAUUUUUUGUAUAUAAUGUAUUUAUGAAAUAUUGUGCAAAUUGUU
Messenger RNA from Pogona vitticeps (central bearded dragon), 3714 nucleotides. It is a transcript of the gene DLL1, whose product is annotated as delta like canonical Notch ligand 1. Gene Ontology annotation, molecular function: calcium ion binding. The record is from RefSeq and is a predicted model, not a curated record. Gene Ontology annotation, biological process: Notch signaling pathway; cell communication; multicellular organism development. Lineage: Eukaryota; Metazoa; Chordata; Lepidosauria; Squamata; Agamidae. Gene Ontology annotation, cellular component: membrane.